GCGACGAUUCGCGCGCUUUUUUCCUCAACAUUAUUUUUUCGGCGGUUAAAAAGUAGUUGGUCAAUCGCACGCGAAGGAAUUCGUAAAUAUUCAGACACAGUAUAAUCAAAAGAAAACAAUUAACAAAUGGACGUCGAUUUCGGGGCGGAGGCGGGGCGCUCCUAUCACACGGUGCAGCUCUCCGCCAAAGAAGUUUUAUCCGCGGGUCGCCGUCAGCACUAUUGCAACAUGAUUGACCUACUGGCUAGCAGCUGCAAGAGCUCCGGCCUGAUAGGCACCUCUUUCACGGAGGACGAGUUGGUGGAGUUCUGGCUGGGAGACAUCCUGCCACUGAUGUUUGAUGCCGAUAAAAAGAUCCAGGACUGCGCCGUGGCAGCUCUGGCGGAGGCUUUGGUGGCCCUUGACGUGUCCGCCAUUCACACGGCCAAGUGCUGGCCCGAAAUCCGGGGAGAGUUCGUCAACAAGUACACCGUCUCCAUAGGACAGAUGCGCGACGCCAAGAACUCAAACUGGCACAAGAUUUGGACAUUGCUGGUUCAAAUUAUGGACGAAGAGCUGCUGCGGGGCUGUGUCUACAUCAACAAAUUCCUGGCUGUGGUGGAGAUGGGCUUCCGCAACCCCGACAACGGCGUCCGUUCAGAGGCCUUCCUUUGCUGGCGGGUGCUCAUUAAAAUCUUUGCCGCAUACGAUGAGUUGGCAUCAGGCAAGAGACUCCGGCUGCUCUUGAUACCCUUACGCACCUCACAAUCACGCUCUUCGCACGUCAGUGGCAUCAAGCUGCGCGUGUGGUGGUACUUGAUCACCUGCCUGGAUGCGGAACUGCCCAAAUCCUUUGAAAGUGCCGUGGAACACUUUCUGACCUUCGUUUUCGGAGGCGGACAUAAGAACCUGCCCACCGGGCUAGCCCAUAGCUAUCAGACUGCGCGGGAACUGGCCCUGCCCUGCUUGGUGGCCUUAUGGGACGUAGAACCCAGUGAACCGUUGCAGCGGCUUCUUAAAGAGCUCCGUCUGGAGUCCCUGCCUAAACCAUCGCCUCUUAUGACCACCGACGUCCUCCAACAGCAUUGGCGGCCUCUUUUGGCUGCUGCGGUUGCCGGAAUGAAACUGCUUACCCAGCACGAUGCCACCGAGGCGGAGCAGCUGCUUCUCCAGUUGCUGGUGCGCAACCUUUGCCUGGCCAUGUUCCGACUUGCUGUCGCGCCCUUUACUGUGGCCUGCUGUGGGGAGAUUGAGAAGAUACUGCUCUCGCCAGAUGCUUCCGGAGGCCGAGUGGCACGGGCCCUCUUCAACACCAUAGCCACCGAGAACUUGGCGAUGGAGCGCGUUUCUGCCAGUGACCUGAUUGAUGUCUUGGAGGCCUACCUCAAGCUGAUACUCAAGGCAAAAACGGAAGUUCCGGCAGCUAUAUUGCAGAGGAGCACCGCCAGCAUCUUCGCCCUGGAAGCUGCAAACCAAAACGAGUUUCGCUUGCUGGGAUCGUUCGCGGAACAUCUGAUGCAGGCCAACGACGAAGAGGACUUUGAAGGCUUUGCCGUGAAGCUGCUGGUGUGGCGUCAAGUUUCCCAAGCCCUGGGCAACUAUUUGCGGGGAAACGGGCUCGAGUAUCGCUUGCCCCACAACGCUACGCUGCUGGACUCCUGGCUGCUGUGGCCGCUCCAAACUCUCGCCGCCUUCGCCGGAAGACGCUCGAGCAACGCAUUCGAUUCUGUCUUCUGCGAGCAGUGGAAGCAACUUCUGAACGCCGGACAGAAUGCUCCCGAGCGAAGAAAAUUCUUGGCCGAUCUCAAGGGCUCUUUGGAGGAACUUCUCAAGAGCAAGGACGAACCGCUUUUCGCGGAACUGUUUGACGCAUACGUGGCCAAUGCCAUAAAGAUGGGCCUCUGCAAGGAGGCACCCCCCUUGUACAAGGAUAUUUUCGGGCUGCUUCAGACCGUUUUCCAGCACUCCUCCAACCAGCAGAUGCUUGAGGGCUGCUUGAAUACUCUCCGCAACUUGGUGCUCGAGCUGCGCCAGAACGAACUGAUGGUGGUCUUCGACAGCCUAAAGCCCACUCUAUCGGGUGGUAUCCAAUGCUGGACGAAGCUAAAAUGCGAAGGCAGUUUUCUGGACGACUGGAAGCGGGCCAUUCAAGAGAAGUUUAGGAAGCUUCCGAUGAAGAGCAUGGCCAACCAGCUGAAGGAUCUCUUCAAGGGCGACGAUCUGUUUGUGAUCAUUCCCUCCGUGUGGAGCCUGAACCCAGAAAAGCUAACCGAUCGGCAAAAGGAGCGCUUCGCCGAAAAGUCGGAUAUACCCGCUCUGUACAACGACAUGAGCCAGUCGCAGGAUUCGGCAUCCCUCAAGCCUUGGACGCCCAAAAAGGUGGUUAUUGCCAAGAGCAAGCAGGGCGAACUGGCGCUAACCGGCAAAGAUGACAGCGAAGAAAAGGUCGAGAGUGGCGAAUCGGAAAAGGAUCCGACUCCGCCUCCGCCGGCUACUGCAACUCCCAGUAGAAAGAGUUCUGGUCGCAAGACCCGGGCGCAAGCGGAAGGGGAGGCUACUACCAAAGCUGAAGAGACGCCCGUUCGUCAGACGCGCAAAAGGGCAGCCCAGAAGGAAGUGGAGCAAGCCGCCCAGAAAGAAUCAGAACCGCGUCAGCUGAGAUCUCCGAGGAAGAUGCCACCGCCGCAAUCGACGCCACAACCUACAACAGCAGCUGCCGGCAAGCAGACAAAGACCCCGAAAUCAACCCCCGUUGUGCAUCAAAGCGAGGACCUUUUCCCAGAAGACUCGCCUGUUCUUGAGCCAACUGAGGAAAGCAAGAAACCAGUCGAAAUCCAGCUAACGCCUCCGGAUUUACCAGUUGUGGACAUAGCACCAUCCACCCAAAUGGCAGCCAGCAUUACUGAAGCCCUUGCUCCUGUCCAGCCUCCAGCUGAAACCUCACCCAAAAAGCCCAGCACCCGUUUGUGCAACUUGAAUUCUCCACCUGACCGUAAGCAGACCAAUAACUCCUCCAGUCCCACCAUUCGACCAAAGCCCACUGGCCACUUGACGGGACGUGGAGCACAGCUGAUUAACAUGAUACGCAACAAGAAACUGGACGGUACCUCGGGCUCCCCAUACGCCUCUUUACCGAGCAGUGCAUCCCGCUCCUCCAUCCACCAGGCGACCCCCGCUCGCAUCCUAGACCGCGCCGAACAGGUGUCUACGCCCACCAGUGAGCUGAACGAGUUAACGGGCACGGAGCACACAUCAACGCCGAUUCAAGCACCGCCCUCCAAGGAUCUUCUGGUGUUCUCCAAGCGACUUCCAUCGCCCUCGGCUAGCCCCUCGGUGAGCAUCCUGAAGCGAAAACUGCGCUGCGAAAGCCUUGACGAUGUCACCUUGGAUUCGCCGGCGCUCAAGCGCAAACGAGUUAGCUUCCACGAUCCACCCGUGUCCGUAACCAAGGAGUACCUGAGGGAUGUGGAGGAGACGCGCAGUGGCAGUACGAGUAGCAGUGGUCUCAAGACCAAGCGCUGCCUGUUGAUGGACAAGGUGGCCCAGACAUCUGAAAUGCGGCAGGCUCUGAGGCGGCGGGGACGCCUGGACAGCAUCAUCGAGAUAGAGCGCUUUGCCAGCGAACAGACGGCCAGGACGGCCACGGCAGACAAAUCUUUGGACAAGUCGGGUGAUGCCCCUGCUGACGAGGACGCCUUUACCAGCUUGAAGUGGAACGAAACAACUGCAGGAGCUAAUCUCGAUGGAACUGUAAAGAUUCACGAGGUGGAAAUGGCAGUGGAACCAGCUGUUCAGGAUCUGGCCGUUUUGGAUGCGGACGCUGCUCUGGAUCUGGUGGUGGAACAACAGCCUCUGGAGACUGUUCUGCAGCGCUACUUUGACAAGGGCCAACUGAAAAGUGCCGGGACCUUGGCCAAGUUCCUGUCUGGCCAAAUGAGUACCAACGACAAGCUUAAGACCAAUGUUCUAGAGACGCUGUCUGAGAAUCACUCAAAGGACUUUCUGGACCAUGCGGUUCGCGAGAACCUUUCCUCGGUGGUUUGCGACCGGCUGAAUCCCAACUCCGUCCUGGAGUAUGUCUGUGCCAAGUCGAAGAUCAGCAACAGCUGCCGCAACGGGCUACUGGCACAGGUGCCCGAGAUCCUCAACAGCGGCGGGCCGCGCUCCGGGGCUGAGAGAAUGGCCUUCUUCCAACAGCUUCUGAUUGCGUGCAGUCCCGGGGAUGACCAGCUGCUCGACCUCAUCGAUCUCCUGAUGCGCACACGCCGCGACCGGAACACCGCCUCACAACCUAUACCCAAGCCCGGCGGCAUCGCCUCCGUACUUGGAACCAUCGACAACGUGGCCGAAACCGCGGCUGACUCUUCGUCCAACCUGUAAUCUGGAACUGCCCCCGGAAUGACAUUUUACUGGCCAUCGAUGAUACAUACAUAUAUUGUUUUUAAG
This is a messenger RNA of Drosophila bipectinata, 4425 nucleotides long. RefSeq names its product Rap1 interacting factor 1 (gene Rif1). Lineage: Eukaryota; Metazoa; Arthropoda; Insecta; Diptera; Drosophilidae. Gene Ontology annotation, biological process: telomere maintenance. Gene Ontology annotation, cellular component: nucleus. The record is from RefSeq and is a predicted model, not a curated record.